Messenger RNA from Babjeviella inositovora NRRL Y-12698, 1002 nucleotides. RefSeq lists its product as uncharacterized. The record is from RefSeq and is a predicted model, not a curated record. The transcript has a single exon. Bases 1 to 1002 code for a protein of 333 amino acids. NCBI's taxonomy places the organism in Eukaryota, Fungi, Ascomycota, Pichiomycetes, Serinales.
AUGAAUGGGAACAAAUCGACAGACGGUUUAGAGCCAGAAGAGACCAAGGUGGAUGAGAUAGAACUUGAAGAGAAUGCUUUACGGGAGUCUGAGCAGGAUGCUGAACCAGUGGAUGAGCCCCCUUUCAACGCAAACACCAAGCACGAGCUUAGAGAUGAAGACACCAUUUAUGAGCCGAGAGAGGACGAGGGAAUGACCAGCAACGCGGAUCCGGACUCAGAGGACGACGAUUUUGGCUCCUUCGACGACGCCUCCUUCAACCUUGAGCCCGCUUCUGAAAAAGGUACAAUGCCCGACCCGGGCCCUAUCCAGGAAUCUUACAACACAGACAGUCUCCUCGGGCUUGUGACAAGCCGGAUUCAAAGAAUAUUCUCCGACGCAACAGAACCAUCGCACCCUUCGGUGGCAUAUAACCCUAACUUGGAAUCCCACAUCCUUCUCAACGAGCGCUCUCACGCGUUAUACUCCAGAUUAUCCACCGUCCCGCGAUUGACCCCACAGGACUGGAAGAAAUCCAAGAUCAGAAGACACCUUCUCGUCAACUUGAGCAUCCCCGUGGACCUUGGUGACUCGCACCGGAGAAACAUCGACGAAGAGGACUUGUUCUCGUACACCCAGUACAAAGACCUAAAAUAUGAGGUUCCAGACCUCUCAGACCUCAAGUUGACCGCUAGCGAGCAGGAGGCGAUUCUCGACUCGCCUGAAGCCAGAAUCACGGAAGCCGAAAACAUUUCACAAAAGUCCGUCACGUACCUACAGACAUUAUCGGUAGAGGAGCUUGCCGCGCUUGAAGCCGAGAUGUCUUCCAUCGUAGGGAGCCUCGAAGCGGUGAAUGCAGUAUGGCUAGACCGGCUUAAAAAGUUGAAACACGACAAUACAACCUACGAGAGUGUUGUGGAGAAUUUUGUGGGCCACACCCAGAGACUCACCCGCGAGGAGAUCCUGAAAAAGGUCACACUAGAGAAGCAGAAAAAGAAGCGAAUGGGCUUUUGGGGAAAAUGA